GCACAACAACAUCCAUUCUCUCUCUACACAACUCCAACAAAAAGUGUAUUUUCUCUGAAACUCUCUUUGUGGAUCUCUCUGAUUCAAUAUGGAUGACAAAAGAAGCUUAAUGAUCAACAAGAACAUUGGGGAUUUCGAGAGCAACGUGGAAGAAGAAAUGGACCUAAGGAGAGGUCCAUGGACCGUUGAGGAAGAUUUCAAGCUCAUCAAUUACAUUUCUACUCAUGGUGAAGGCCGAUGGAACUCUCUCUCUAGUUGCGCCGGACUCAAACGGACCGGAAAAAGCUGCAGACUACGGUGGCUAAACUAUCUCCGGCCCGACGUCCGCCGUGGAAAUAUAACUCUUGAAGAACAACUCUUAAUUCUUGAACUCCAUUCCCGUUGGGGCAAUAGAUGGUCCAAGAUUGCACAAUAUUUACCAGGAAGAACAGAUAACGAGAUUAAAAACUAUUGGAGAACACGUGUGCAAAAGCAUGCAAAACAGCUUAGAUGCGACGUGAACAGUCAACAGUUUAAAGACACCAUGAGGUAUCUUUGGAUGCCUCGUCUCGUAGAGCGGAUCCAAGCCGCCUCCGCUUCAACCUCCACCGGUUCUGCCACCACUUCAUCUUGCGUCACCACCCCUUCAGAUCAGUUCAUGAUGACGUCAUACGAUGAGGGACUCAAUAACAAUAACAGUACCAACAUGGACCAUUUGGGUUUCAUGAGCAGCCCUAGUGGUCAUGUCACGCCGGAAACUUCCAGCGUGGUUGUAUCUCCUACGUCCGGUUUAACGGAGUAUCACAUGGGUAGUGAAGUGGGAAAGGUUGAGAAUAGUUAUUACAAUCAGGAUGAGAGUUUGGUGGGUCCACAAAUCAUGUUGCAGCCGCAGAAUUAUUUGGAUGAUAACGGUGGAUUAUUAAACGAAGAUUUAACGCAGAGUUAUCAUAAUUGGUUUGAAAAUGUUAAUGGAGUGUUACCUUCUUAUUCGGACAGUUUUUGGAACAUAGGGAGUGAUGAAGACUUUUGGCUCUUACAUCAACAACAACAGCAGCAGCUCGUCAACGAUGGAAGCUUCUGAAUAGACAAGUAAACAAGAAAAAAUAAGUAGUGGAUUAAUUAAUGUGUGAAAGGGAUUUGUAUUUGAAAAGGAGGGUUUUUAAAAAAAAAAAUAUUAGCAUAUUUAGAUAUAUUGGGGGAAAUUAGGAGUUUGUUAUUUUGGAGUCGAUUUGAUUGGUUUGUGUUCCUUUGGGAUUUGAUACUAUAUUUAUGCCAUUAUUUACAAAACAAUUUGGAAUCAAAUUAGUAACUGAAUGUCUUUUUAUUUUUGAUCGUUUAUGAAACU
This is a messenger RNA of Eruca vesicaria subsp. sativa (arugula), 1324 nucleotides long. The record is from the annotation of a GenBank genome assembly. NCBI's taxonomy places the organism in Eukaryota, Viridiplantae, Streptophyta, Magnoliopsida, Brassicales, Brassicaceae.